Molecule: messenger RNA, 483 nt
Organism: Myiozetetes cayanensis
Lineage: Eukaryota; Metazoa; Chordata; Aves; Passeriformes; Tyrannidae
Product: chymotrypsin-like elastase family member 1
Biological process (GO): proteolysis
Molecular function (GO): serine-type endopeptidase activity
Source: RefSeq, a predicted model, not a curated record
AUGAGCGCCAGCAUUGACCGCGAGCAGGUCUUCAGCCUACGGCAUCAAGCCACUGCUGGCCUGGGCAGCUACGCCACCCUCAACAGCUACGUGCAGCGCGUGCUGCCCCAGGAGGGCACCAUCCUGCCCAACAUACCCUGCUGCAUCACGGGCUGGGGCCGCACCCGCACCAACGGGCAGCUCUCCAGCGUCCUGCUGCAGGCCUACCUGCCCACCGUGGACUACCAGACCUGCUCCAGCUCGUCCUACUGGGGCUCCACCGUCAAGAACACCAUGGUCUGUGCCGGCGGGGACGGCGUGCGCUCCGGCUGCCAGGGCGAUUCUGGCGGUCCCCUCCACUGCGCCAUCAACGGCCAGUACCAGGUGCACGGCGUCACCAGCUUCGUGUCCAGCCAGGGCUGCAACGUGGCCCGCAAGCCCACCGUGUUCACGCGCGUCUCCGCCUACAUCUCCUGGAUCAACAGCGUCAUCGCCCAGAACUGA